AAAGUAAAAGAAAACAGCAAUAUUAAGUAUGCAGUGUAAUAUGCCAAUUCUUAUUCACAAAACAACAAAACUAGACAAUAGCUGCUUUGUACCCUCCUCUUCUUCCGAUUAACCCCACCACCAGGACCCAUGGUGGAAUCCUCCGAACCACCGUCGAAGCGACGGUCGCCACCUGCCGGUGACGACAGAAUUAGUCAGCUUCCGGACGUGCUGCUUCUCCAAAUCCUCUCUCUUCUUCCAACCAAACAGGCAGUGGUCACUGGCAUUCUAGCGAAGCGGUGGCGGCCACUAUGGCCGGCCGUGUCGGUCCUCGACCUCGACGACGAGUCCUCUCCGGAGUCCCGCCAUGGUCCCGCGGGCUUCGCGGAGUUCGUGUACUCGGUGCUUCUACUGCACGACGCGCCGGCAAUCCAGCGGUUCAGGCUCCGGUGUGCAAACCCGAACUCCUCCGCGCGCGAUAUAGCGACGUGGCUGUGUCACGUGGCGCGGCGGAGGGUGGAGCGCGUGGAGCUCUCGCUCUCGCUCUCGCGCUACGUGGCGCUCCCGCGGCGCCUCUUUAACUGCGACACAGUUUCAGCCAUGAAGCUCAACGGCGUGUUCCUCAACGCGCUCGCCUCGUUCUCCGUGCGCUUGCCUCUGCUGAGGGCUUUGCACGUGGGGGAUAGGGUUCUGUUCGGGUGCCACGAUUACGUGGUGAAGCUUCUCGCUGGGUGCCCCGCGCUGGAGGACUUGGUGCUGGAAUCCACCUACAACGAUGCUUGCGGAGGUGUCGUUUGUGCCGAGGGUAAUUUCGAGCUUAGUUUGAAACACUUGACGCGUGCGAAAAUUGGGUUUUCGUGGAAGGAGAGGUGCCUCAAGUCCAUGCUUCUCAUUUUCCAAGCGCUUUCUCACGUUAGGUGCCUUUCGCUUUCUCCCUGUACAGUUGCGUGUUUGAAGCAUGCUUCUGGCAUUGAUAUUCCGAUGUUUGACAAGUUAACCCAGCUGGAAAUUUCAUUUGGAAGCUAUUCAUGGGAUUUGUUAGCAAACUUGCUUCAACGUUCCCACAAGCUGGAAGUUCUUGUCAUUAACAAGGAAUCACAAAAAUAUGGGAAGGGACAAGAGUCAAGGUGGAGCCAUCCACUGCUUGUUCCUGAAUGCCUUUUACAUCUCAAAACGUUUUGCCUCAGAGAAUAUCAAGGAUUGGAAACUGAGCUGGAUUUUGUAGGGUAUAUUAUGCAAAAUGCUAGAGUGUUAGAGACAAUGACUAUCUACUUAUCAAGCUCCUUAAGUUCAGAGGAAAAACUCCAAAUCCGCAGGCAUUUAUCUAUACUUCAAAGGAACUUUGAAACCUGUCAAAUUGUAUUCCAUUGAAUCAUAUUCUUGAAAGGAAAGUUCCAGCAGUUUCAAGUGCAGCAAUUCGUAAUCAUAGAAGUAUGACGUAGUCUAUUUUGAUUGGAGAGCAUUUUUGUUUCAGGGUCUUUCAGUUUGUUGUUAGUAAUGCUUUACAGUGUAUUAGUAUCUUUCUCUUGUUAUUGUGAAUACUUCUAAUUUGUCUAAUAUGACGGAAACUUGGCUGACUAAGGCACUCGUGAUGGGCUGUAACAUGAAUACCUGUCCUACCUGGGGAAUUCAUCCUGACAUGUUGCUUUGAGGGAAAAAUCUAUAACUGACAUUUUUAUUUUGCAUACUUCAAAGUUCGGAGCAGCUUUCUCUCCAGAAAUUGUGACUGCUCUGCAAGAUCUUGUAUAACGUCUACAACAACAUUUGUAAGCUGUUUUGUGGUGUUUAGUUUCUGACAUUUAUUUAAUAUAAUGGCAAUGAAUAUACCUGAAUUUUCUUAUUGUUCAAAA
This is a messenger RNA of Vigna unguiculata (cowpea), 1829 nucleotides long. Its product is annotated as putative FBD-associated F-box protein At5g56440. Lineage: Eukaryota; Viridiplantae; Streptophyta; Magnoliopsida; Fabales; Fabaceae. Gene Ontology annotation, molecular function: protein binding. The record is from RefSeq and is a predicted model, not a curated record.